AUGGCGAUCGCAGUUGGGCCGCUGAGGGCUACGGGCGAUAACGCGGCGUAUGCCACGAAGGGCGACCUCGAGGAGCUGCGGGACCGCCGAUUACACGAGACCUGGCGGCAUAAGGCGAACGCAUCUCUCCUUCAACUAGACCUCAAAGGGGCCUUCGAUAGGGUACACCACGGAUGGCUCACAAGGACCCUUAGAGAGCUGGGGGUCCCGCUGUGGACCCUUAGAUGGGUCGAUUUGUUCACCGCUGGGAGGUCGGCAAAACUCUGGUUCGAUGGGACGAUGUCCGAAAGCUACGAGGUGGCCGCAGGGGUUCCGCAGGGGUCCCCCCUCUCCCCAAUCCUCUUUCUUCUAUUUAUCUCAACACUCUACAAGAGGCUCGAGGCAGUAAGGGGGGCAAUCGUGGUAGGGUUCGCAGACGACACCAAUAUCCUAGCCGUAGCGGAGACGACGGAGGGUACCUGCGGCAUCCUAGCGGAGGCCUGGGGACACUGUGCGGGCUGGGCAGCAGAGAGAGGUAUGGAAUUCGAGCCAGCGAAGAGCGAACUAAUCCACUUUUCGAGAGCAAGGGCCCCGAUCGAGAAGACCCUAACGAUCGAGGGGGUAGAGCUAAAACCAGUUGAGGAUGCUAGAUUCCUUGGGGUUUGGCUCGAUAGGAAGCUGAGGUACCGCGCACACCUCGCGGCGGUGAGGAAGAAGAUGAAGACCCAGAUCUGUGCCCUAACAAGGCUCGCCGCAAAGACGUGGGGGUGUACCUUUCGUGAGGGCGAGGGAGAUCUACUCGAAAGUGAUCCGCAGUGCGAUCGCGUAUGGAGCCCCAGCCUUCCACACCCCUACAGAGAAACCUAUUGCCCACCCAUCGACCUGUACCUCAACAAGAGGCUACUUGCCUUCGAGGAUCGGGUUAGGAUAUCAGAGGAGGCGAGGCUAAUCCGCCAGACCCCUGCCACAAUCGCUGCGACCCUGCGGCGGAGGCGCAGAAGGGGGAGAGGAAGACCUCGGCGGGAGAUAGCCGAUAUAGCAACGGCACCAGCGGAAAAGGGCUCAGGCGAAUGGAAGAAGAGGUGGGCACAGGAGUGGGACCCCCUCGAGUCAAGGCCGGAAAAGGAGGAGCUAGAGCCAGGGUCGACCGGCCCAGUACCAAACCACAAGAAACAGCUCGAGAGGUGGAUGGAGGAGGCAAUGAGAAGGGAGUGGAUUGGAAGAUGGGAGAGUGAGGUAGCUAGGGUGGUCGCUAGGAACCCGGGGCGGGCCCUCGAACCGGCCGAUGCGACCGCGCGGUUCGACGCCUCUAUCAUGAACCGACACCGGUCGAGGGACCCAGCCUGGGAGCCAUCGAAGGCGAAGAGUACCCUCCUAGUGCAAGCGAGGACCGGGAAGAUUGGGCUUCGAGGGUUCCUCUUUACUAGGAGGGUCCCCGAGGUGGUAACGCCGGGUAUGCCGCUGCGGUAUGGCGCGCGAGACAUUCGAACACCUCGUACUCGAAUGGAACGGAGCCGCAGAUAA
Messenger RNA from Chaetomium globosum CBS 148.51, 1503 nucleotides. RefSeq lists its product as uncharacterized. NCBI's taxonomy places the organism in Eukaryota, Fungi, Ascomycota, Sordariomycetes, Sordariales, Chaetomiaceae. The transcript is spliced from 3 exons. The record is from RefSeq and is a predicted model, not a curated record. Bases 1 to 1503 code for a protein of 500 amino acids.